CAAAUCCGUGUGCUCAGUGCUCACUGCCACUCCAAUCGCUAACCGCACCAUUCGUGGCAACAAAACGCGCCGUAUCUCAGCCUGUCUCCGUCCAGGAGCAGUGUGCACAUGAUGAAGCACACCAAACCACCGCUAAUUAAUACUCCCUCCGUUUCUUUUUAUUUGUCGCUGGAUAGUUCAAUUUUACACUAUCCAGCGACAAAUAAAAAGAAACGGAGGGAGUAAUUACUUAAUCCUCGCUCUAAUCGCCGACAUGAUCACUAUCCACAGCUAUACAAGCCUCCGGAACAUUUGAGACCACCAAUCCGAGCCCCACCAUUACUCCCCAAAUCCCAUAACAAUUCCCUCAGCCCCUGGCACCAACCCGGCCGGCGACCAGCAGAGCUUGCUUACCCAAGAAACGCGCGCCACGACGGACGACGCCCUGCUUCUGCUCUGCCUUCUUGGCAUACGGUACCUCACCUGGUAGCUGGCAACCAAUCAAUGAGCGUCAUGUCCGCGGUGGAUGGGUCGCCGGGGACUCCGCCGCCACCGGGCCACCGUGGGUGCUGCGCCUCCGGCGCGACGCUGGAGCUGGUGGGCGCGUUCACGGCGGUGUGCCUGGUGCUGUACGGCGUGAUCCUGUACAUGAACUACCUCUACGUGCGGUGGAGCGGCCGCGACGGCGUGCACCGGACGGACUCCGGCGCAGGCGGGCUGCCCGCACGGAAGCGGGCCGGCGGCGGGAUCGACAAGGCGGCGCUGGCUGCCAUGCCGGUGGUCAGGUUCAAGGCGGACGCUCACUGCGGCGGCGACUCUCCUGUGGAGUGCGCGGUGUGCCUGAGCGCCAUGCAGGACGGGGACGCGGUGCGCGCGCUGCCCGGAUGCCGGCACGCGUUCCACGUCACCUGCGUCGACGCCUGGCUCUGCGCACGCGCCACCUGCCCCGUCUGCCGCGCGCGCCCCGCGCUCCCGCCGCCGCAGCAGGCGCCCAAGGCCGGCGCCAUGGUGGCGGGGUCCUCCGGCCGGCACCCGGACCUGGAGAGCCAAGUGUAGCAGCACCCCACCCCUCGCGCGCCAGGGCGAACUGCGAAGGUAGGUAGCCAGCGCCCGUAGCUGUUGCUUUCUGCUCCAAAACUGCAGCGUUCUUGGAGUGAGUGAAUGGUUAGAUAGACACCUCGCAAGUACAUAAUUUCCCUUUCGAUUGGGACCGGAUAAGGACAAUGUCUGUACUGUAUCAUGGCAUGUAAUUCCGCUUGUGCAUUGUGUGACAUGAUGGCAUUGAAAACCUUCUCUGCAUGAUACUGCCGAUUCCCAUUUUACAACAGUUUUUUAUUUUUAUUUUUGGAAGAUCCUGCAGCAUUUUGCAUAGCGAUGGAACUUGUUUCUCAGCUCAGUUUCUGUGUCAAGCUCUCUUGUGAAAAAGAACUGUAUGCAUGGCAAGCUCUUUUAUGACUUGCUGUA
Zea mays is the source of this 1443-nucleotide messenger RNA. Its product is annotated as E3 ubiquitin-protein ligase Os03g0188200. NCBI's taxonomy places the organism in Eukaryota, Viridiplantae, Streptophyta, Magnoliopsida, Poales, Poaceae. Bases 484 to 1035 code for a protein of 183 amino acids. Gene Ontology annotation, molecular function: transferase activity. The transcript has a single exon. The record is from RefSeq and is a predicted model, not a curated record. Gene Ontology annotation, biological process: protein ubiquitination.